This is a messenger RNA of Prorocentrum cordatum, 1392 nucleotides long. The record is from the annotation of a GenBank genome assembly. Lineage: Eukaryota; Dinophyceae; Prorocentrales; Prorocentraceae.
GCGAUACGCGGCGCCGGCGCUGAGGCGGCCAGGCUGCUGCUCGUGCGGGAGACAGGCUCCCUGCCCGUCCUGCCCCCUGUGGUCGGGCUGUCCUUCGCCCGAGCCGGCGAAGAGCUGGUGGACGAGGGCUGCGCGAGCAUCAUGACUAGUCGUGCGGACCGCAUGCCAGGGAGGAGGGUGCUCGUCCGCUUCGAGGGGGACACCUACGCCCACGUGCGAGUACUCCUGUGGCCGACCCACUUCGACGACAGGUACGAGAGCUGGGUGAUUUUCACCGCCGAUGAUGAUUUGUAUAUAGAGCGGGUGCGAGAUUGGACCUGGAUCUACGACUUGACCGAGGGGUGGCCACCAGGGCUAUGGGCCGGAGUCGUGAGGUUCAGGACCCCACCGACGGCGAACGAGGUGCUGGCGAAGGUGCUUGAUGGCCGAGACGAGGCGCUGAUGUACCAGGCCAGGCGCAGGCUGCCGGAGCGCCUUGGCCGGCGGUUGGGUGAGGAGCCGACCGCCUUCCUGGACUGGCGCGGGCGCGAGCUGGUCGUCGAGGACAGCGUGCUGAGCCGUGUGCGUCGGCGGCUGACCAACAAGGGGAUGAGCUCCGAGCUGCGGCUGGCCGAGGCGAGCGGCGACGAGCUCACCACGCGGCCCGCGCUGGGAGGCGCGGCGGACGGCGGCGCCGGGGGGGCUGGCGGCGGGGCAGGCGCUCUGGUGCCUGCAUCGCCGGGCGCGGCCCCUGGCGGCCACGGCGGUUCCGGGCUCGUGGACGGCGUCUACGUGGUGGCGGAGGCCGAGAGCCCGCGCGGCUGCCGGACCGUGAUGCUGCUCGACGACGGCGCCCGCGUGCUGUGCGAGAGAGCGGCGGCGGACGACGUGGAGGAGCGGCGCCGGGCGGCGCGUGAGGCAGCGGGCAGGUGCGGCGCUGCGCAGCAGGACGGGCGCGGCGCCGCGUGCCAGGUGGACGACCCGCGGGCAGAGUUCGCAGCGGCCGACGCCGGGGUCGACAAGAUCGGAGGCGCGGCGACGCCCGUGCCGGAGGCUGAGGUCGAGGGCGACGCGCGGACCUUGUGCGUCGAGUGGACGUCCGAGGGCGCCCGGUUCAAGACGUGGCGGAAGGCCGUGGAGGAGAGCACGCAUCUCACCAUGGAGCAGCGUGAGCUCCGUGGCGCGUGCACUUGCCUCCAUCUGUGUCGCCGUUGCCUUCAGCGCACGGGGUGGCCGAAGACGUGGUUGCUGUCUUUCUGCAGGGGGCACGGGGUCUCGUCCAAGGAUCGGUCCUGCCACGAGCUGACCGCGCUUGUGCAGGCGCUGUGGCUAGCCGGGGCCUGCGACGGUCUGAACCUGGGAGGCGUCGCGGCCCUGGAGUCUGUGGCCAGGUGCAUGGCGACGAUCGUGGAG